Molecule: messenger RNA, 8096 nt
Organism: Podarcis lilfordi (Lilford's wall lizard)
Lineage: Eukaryota; Metazoa; Chordata; Lepidosauria; Squamata; Lacertidae
Source: the annotation of a GenBank genome assembly
GCGGGGGAGCCAAUCGCAGCCGGCCUGCAUGCCCACGAGCGAGCCGGGAACUUGCAAGUAAGUGUGCGACUGUGGGUUAGGGGAGCGGCAGAGCUUUUGGGGAAAGGCGGCCGGGAGGGUCGGGAUGCUUUGGGAAACCCCUGGCCGGCACCGAAACGCUGGAGAGCACCCCUGGGUGUCCCUGGAAGUGGGUGAGGGAGGGGAGGUCUGUUGCUUGGAGGAGGGGCAGAAUCAGACACCAGGAAGAGUUAAAUGUUGCACCCCAGAGUUGUUGUUUUCCAGUACUUAAAAAAAAAAACACAACUCCAGAUUUCAAGUUCCCCAUGAGAUGCAAAAUGAUGCUCGUCUUCACAUACCCUGUGAAAAGUCUGGUGUUCAGUUUGCUGGAGAAUCUGCCAUCUGCAUCUGCUGCUCAGCUAAAAAGGGAUUGUGGCUUUUGGAGGGAGGAGGGAUUCUUAUAAAUGGGUUUUUGGAGGAAGCCCCUUGGAUUUAUUCCAGCUUCUUGGAGUCUGGUGGUACUGAUCUGCAAACCCAAAGACUCUGUUUCGCUCUGUUGUGUUAGAAAUGCCAGAGCUGUGCUGCAGGGGUACCUUAGGAGUACUGCAGGUGGAAAUAACUGCAGGCUGAACUUAAUGUGGGAAACUGGUAGCAUCUUUGCUGGCUAGACAGCUAUCUAAGCCUGGUGGGGGUUUUAUUUUGCAGAAGUGUUUCCGGAAAGCUGUAGAUUCACCCUCAAGGUGUGAGUUCAAGAAGGGAGCUUUCCAGUAAUUUUUGCAUGCCCAACCUGUCAUAUAUCAGCUGUCUGUACUGGAGACCUGUUCAUUCCUGGGUCCUUCUAGCUAUAUAGGCCUAAUUCUCUGUUACUAUUAUCUUACUAAUAUAGACAAUCAUUCAAUUAUGCAAGCCACCCCCUGUGGCUUCAAGUGGUACGGCUCAGAUGCAGGUAAACCUGUGUCUGGGCUGUACCACCUCAAGAUGCAGAUAGAGGCUGGCAUAAUUGAAUGCCCAUCCAUAAAAGCGAAGUCUAGCUAAGCCUUCUUGCAACUAGUUUUCUAUAGGCAUGGAAGGUUUUUGAAGGAAGGAGCAUUCCACCAUGUGAUUUUCCCUCCUGUUGUCUAUACAUCCUAGAUCCAGUUUGCCCACCCCUAUAAGAACAGACCACUAGAUGUGCCUUACUCUGUUAUCCCUGCAGAGACUUUUGGCUAAUAGUGAGGCUUAUUUGUCAUCUUCUUAAGUGUCUACAUUAGCUAAUGUCUUGCUUUUAUGUUCUGCUGACAUGGCUGAGUGAGCCCUGACCGGGAAAUGAAACAUUUGCAUGCUUUUGUUUUGUGCUGAAUUGCUUACUUGGAAGUACAUCUCAAUUGCCUGAAUGGCACUUGCUUUCCAAAUUUGUCUUUAAAAUCACAGCCUAAAGCUCAGAAAGUCUUUUGUGUGAUGCAAAUGUUUACUCCCAAAUAAAGUGAGAUGGUGUUGUUUCAACAAGGCCUGCAUCACAUGCAGGCUUGCUUCAAGUAAGUACCAUUGGACCUGCUGAGAUUUACUUCUGAGUAAAGCAACACAGAAUGUGGCUUUAGACUUCGAAGUCCAUAAAAUUAAUCUAGGCUGCAAAAAAUUAUACUAGCCUGCUAUGAGUCUCCGUGCUGACCUAUCAAGAGAGGAAGCCUAUCUUCCAUCACCUGCAUGGAAAUGCAGGCUUGUGGCUUUUUGGCUGGCUAGUAAAAAAAAAGAUCUACCAAAUAGACUGGCAGGGGAGUGAUGGAGCAAUCCACCCCUCCUUUGGCAGCUGUCUGUAUUUCUGUGAUAGUUGUAGAGAAAAGGGCAUCCCUCUCUUUGUGAUUUGCACAGAAAGGAAGUAGACUGUGGAUAAAUCAUUUCCUCUUCCACCAGCCCCCUUGUUUGCCUGCAUGGAAUUCCUGGUCACCUGUGGCUGCCACACAAGUUGCUAAAAUACAAGCUAACUCCAUGCAGUGGUGCAGCUGGAGCUGGACUUGCAGGCAGACUUUUUUGGUAGAGCAAAACCCAAACACGUCAGGUGUGCAGAAGAAAAAACAUUAAUUGCGUUAUUCAUAAACUCCAUGCUUCUCUAAAUAGCCCUGUCUCCCAGAUAAGUCCAGGAUCUAAAUUUGUGUGGCUGUUCCACUGACCCCAUGUCAGUUCAAAAACCCAGGGACCCGCUGGAGGUGUCUGUCCAUAUGAGACAAAUUAGAACAUGAGAAAAUCCCUGCUAGAUCAAGCCAGAGGUUCAUCUAGUCUUGCAUCCUAUUUUCACAGUGGCUGACCAAAUGUCUAUGGGAAAUUUACAAGCACUCCCUGCACUUCUGAGUCCUAGCAAUUCAGAAGCAUACUGCACCCAUCUCUGGAAGUAGAGCAUCGCCAACGAGGCUAGUAGCUAUUGAUGGCCUUUUCCAUAAAUGUUUGCAAUCCUCUCUACGUGUUUGUUUGGAAACAAGCCUCACAUACAUAAAUGAUGUUUCCAAGUAAGUGGGUAUAGUACUGUAGCCUACAAUCAUUUCCCAAAACACCUGUAUUUCUCCUUAGGGAGGAGAACAUACAAACAACAAUACAUAUAAACAAACAGUUCAGCAAUAGCGGUAUGUACAUCCUUCUAAAAGGGGCCUGUUGUAACUGGGAGAACGGCACGUUUGUGUUCCUAAGCUAAAUUGAUAGUUUACGUGAUCGGGGCCACUUGCCAAAUAACUCUCUGAAGGUCAGAAAACCAAUUAAAGGGGAAAGAAUAACCUCUGCUGUGCCUGUGAGGUUUUAACUGGCGUGGGUUCUCUUUUGGCAGCAGAAGCAGAAAGAAAAUAAUGGCUGGUAAUGACGACCUCUUAAAGAAUCUACAGAACAACUUGCAAGAGCUGAACAAUCUCCGCUCUAGGUAUUACAUAUCAGCAAAACGUACCUUGUCUGCAGGGGCCAAGUCACUGCUUCGUGACCAGCAACAACUGCCAAGGGAGAAUAUGAACAUCCAGCCGUUUGCUCCUAGAAAGAGCAUUCGCCACCGUAACCCCUACUGGCCUGAUGAAGAAAUCCGGACCUUCAUUGAGAUCUGGGGCGACGACCAAGUCCAAGCCUCGCUGGCCACCAAUUUUCGCAACGAGGCUCAGUAUGAGUGGAUCUCUGAUCGGAUGCGGGAAUACGGCUAUGACAGGGAUAUGAAGCAGUGCCGUUUGCGUGCCAAAGAGCUUCGGCGAGGAUACAAGGCCAUUGUUUGUGGAAACAACUCCUCUGUGAGUGGCCAACGUGCCCUGCCAUUCUAUGAUUCCUUGAAUAGUUUCCUGUGCAUGCACAAAGGCCUGGUGGUAUCCAAAGUCUCCCUCUCCAUAGAUCGGAGGAAUCGAGAGGCACAAAAGCUGGGGCUGGAGCAGGAGAAAAACGAAAAACUAAGCGUCGUCCUCGUUUCCGACGACGAUGAAGCCUCCAUCCCAGAGCCUGCAGAUGACUCAAAUGGCUAUUUUCAAGACCCGCGGAUGGAUUCCGACCCCGUGAAUGCCCAAUCUCCAGAUGAUGAAUGGGAGCAGCACGGAGAAGACGACAUCCUGGCAGGUGAUGAGGCUUUGCCCCAUUUCCCCAGUGCUAGAGGAGAGAGCCAUUCGGCUGUCAAUUCAGGUGAAUUUUGAGAAUUCAACUCCUGUUUCAAAGAUCAUUGCCUUUGAGCAAUGUCACCUAGGUGGGUUAAGUUAAGAUGGUGGUUUGGGCUGAGCUUGAUUUCUUUUUUUUAAAAAAAAACCACCUCUGAGAUGUGCUGCGAGGACUCCACUUAUAUACUAGAAGCCUGUCCCUGUAAUCUAGGGAUUGGGAACCUGUGGUCCUCCAGAUGGCAAAUUCUACAAUGCCAAUAAGUCCCAGCCACCAUAACCCAAUAGUCAUGGAUAAUGGGAGUUGUAAUAAUGUAAUAAUGUUAUAAUGACCUGUAAUAAUGACAGGUUCCCCAUCCCUGUUGUAAUCCCAAAUGUAUGAGGUUUGGCUAUAGCUACUUAGUGAGGGGGGGUGGUCCACACAAAUGUCAGAGGUUGUCUCCUUAGCAUUGUUGGGCAUGCUCCAGAGCUAAGCCCUAGUGAACACUGGCUGAAAUUAAGAGAACCUAGAGCCAUCCAGAUGUUCCUGGGACUAUAGCUCCCAUCAGCCACAGCCAGCAUGGUCAGUGAUGAUGGGUUUUGUAGGCCCAACAGCAGCUGCGAGGCCACAGGUUCCUCUCUGCUUUUAAGUGUAGGCUGCUGCUGCUGUUUUAACUUCUUUUGGCAUCUGGUGUGCUGCUGGCCACCUGCAGAAUGCCACCAUUUUGUUAACUCCUACUGUCUUCCAUUGCAGGCCCAUCCAGCUCCUUCCCCAGGGGGCCCCUGGCCGACACUGACAGAGCGAGCAACCACUGGAGCAGGAAACAGAGGAAGCAACCCGACGCUGCCUCGGACCUCGUGGAUGCCAUAUCGCAAGUGGGCGACAGGCUAGUGUGCGCCCUGUCCAAUUUGCACUCGAGGCACAGGGAGACAUCUGAGCUUACGCAUGCCAGGGAGAGCAAUGCCCGCAAGGAGGAGCUGACCAUCCUCGCAAGUCACGUGGGCCAGGCCACCAAAAACAUGGACAAACUCAUCACUCUUAUGGAGACGUCGACCAGGCGGAUCGCAGAUGCCAUGGACAGGCAGACAGCUGCCUUGGAGAACCUGGCACGGUUGUUUGCCACCAGGGCGCCACCUCCUCCAGUGCCCUCCACAUCCCAAGGGCAGCCUCCGCAUUCCUCCCCAAGCACCUCUGUACUGCUCCCAUCAUCAUCAUCGCCGCCACCGCUGGCGCUGCACAAUGCUCCAAACGCUUUGGGGGCCCACCACGCCAGUGCUCCCAAAGCUCCAGAAUCACCAGCUCCUAGCGAGGCUGAGGAAUGCCAGCCAGAGAAAAAGAAAAUAAAAACAGAAGGCAACUAGUGGAAUCUCAUCAUUUGACAAUCCCUCAAACAUGCUUCUUUGCUCUCAUUGGGUAGACACUCAUCCUUAAAAAAACAAAACCAACUCCUUUGAGGGGGAAAGUCAGGAUGGUGGAAGCUGUAACAAAUCUCUCUUUUUUUUAAUGUAGCCAGAAUUUCAGUUUGAAGGUAUGUUUGCGUAGAAGAGGGAAGGAUGAGUUUUGCCUAGGAUGACAAAACUGUAGAGUUCACUGGCAUUCCACUGUUCUGUCCCUUGCUCCAUAUUCUGCCGCUUCGUUAUGCAAUCCGGACUGCAGUCCCGUGCACAGUUGCUAGGGAGUAAAGCCCCACUGAACUGUGUAAGUGUGGUUCAGAUCUAGGCUUAGGCCACAGAGAAGGUUGGUUCAAAAUCUCUGCUCAGCCCUGAAGUUGGUUGGUGGCCUUUGUCAGCUGCUGUUUUUCCUCUCUCCAAAUGGGCAAUACAAAUAAUCUGCACUGCUUGGUGGUUUUGAAGAUGAGCAAUUUAAAGACUGUGAAUCAUUGUGCACAUUGAAACUGAUAUAAAUGAGUAGAGAACAUUCUUUGUUGAUAUAUAACAUGUUGUUGUUAAAAUCAGUGAAAUGCACGGUGAGCGAUGGGCUCUUUUCCUCCCUUGUCUCAAUGAAACCAUGUCUUUAUUGGCAAACAAAAAUAGUCUUCAAAUACUAAAAUAGAACAUUUUUAAUGUGGUUGCGGCAGCUGCUCUUGCAAGAUCAAAGCCCAAGCUUGGUGGUUCUUUCCUUCACAGGUUAUAAGAAUGGGGAACCUCUGGCCCUCCAGAUGAUGUUGAACUACAACUCCCUUCAGCCCUAGCAAGUAUGACCAAUGGCCAGGGAUGAUGGGAGUUGUAGUUGAACAACAUCUGGAGGGCCAAAGCUCCCCACAGCUGGGCUACAGCUGGAGGAGGGAUAGACCUGAGUGCACAGAGCAAUGGUCUCCAUUUUGUAGCUCAUGCAGGAGAACAUGGGUUAGUAAGAGAAGCAAAGCAAACCUUUGGCUUUCAAAGAACUCCUUGCACUUGAUAGUUCUAUGAAACUCAUCUCCUCCCAACCACUAACCUUGUAGAGGAGAUCAAGGACUAAACAUCAGGAAGAACUUUUAUGACAGUAAGAGUUGUUUGACAUUGGAACAGUCUCCCUCAGGACAUUGUGGACUCUCCUUCAUUGGCGGUUUUUGAGCAGAGGUUGGAUGGCCCUUCUGUCAUGGAUGCAUGAGAUUCCUGCAUUGCAGGGGGUUGUACUAGAUGGCCUUUGGCAGAUCCCUUCCAACUCUAUGAUUCUGUGUCUAAGUCAGGGGUGGAGAACCUCCGGGGUUAAUCCUGCAGUGGUGGCACACAGCCUGCUCCCUGUCAAAAUUGGCCCUUGAGGACAAUCAUGGAGUCAAAAAGGUUCCUCACCCCUGAACUCAGGAUUUGUGUCUUUAGUGUUAGCCUGUCUGUUGUUUCUGGGCAGCACAGAAGGUGGGGGUAUGAGUGUGACAGCCAAAUCUUGCUUAACCCCAGCAUCUGGCACUCAGAGAGCCAGUGUGGUGUAGUGGUUAAGAGCAGUAGUCUUGUAAUCUGGGGAACUGGGUUUGCUUUCCCGCUCUUCCACGUGCAGCUGCUGGUUGACCUUGGGCUAGUCACACUUCUCUGAAGUCUCUCAGCCCCACUCAUCUCACAGAGUGUUUGUUGUGGGGGAGGAAGGAGAAUGUUAGCCGCUUUGAGACUCCUUCGGGUAGUGAUAAAGCGGGAUAUCAAAUCCAAACUCCUCCUCCUCUUCUUCAAAGCUUAUGUUGUCCCUGACCAUUGCUUGUGGAGAAAUCAGACUCCAUGAAUUUGUCUUCAAAGCCUUCAAGCUGGGGGCCAGUACUAUUUCUUGUGGUAGCGAGUUCCAUAAGUUAAUGUUGUGCAGAGUGAAAAGUACUUUUGCUCAUAAGCCCUGAAAUGUACCGACAAUCAACUUUGAUUAUGAUGCCAAUGUCUAGAUAUUGGAAGAAUGAAACGCUCUCAUCUCCCUUCCUAGUUGCCCCUUCCUCUCUCAUUCUUCAGGUGGGCAGCUAUGACUGCACAGAAAAAAGAUUAUUAGCCUCACAAACCAAUGCAGUUGGCCUGACAGAGGCGCACUGUGCAGGCUGGAAUUUCUCCCGUUACAAUUUCCUUUAUGGGGAAUGUAAAUUGUAUUAGUGCUCAGCUGCGACUGCAAAUACCUGCCUGCAGUCGCUGUGUGGAUGUGAGUGGGGAAAGGGAUUGACAAGAGUCCCAGUCCCCAUGAUGGCAAACAGUGCCAACUGACCUAGGUGAGGCUGAGUGUCCUCAUACAGUGGUACCUCAGGUUACAUACGCUUCAGGUUACAGACUCUAACCCAGAAAUAGUGCUUCAGGAUGAGAACAGAAAUCGUGCUCCGGCGGCGCGGCGGCAGCAGGAGGCCCCAUUAGCUAAAGUGGUGUUUCAGGUUAAGAACAGUUUCAGGUUAAGUACAGACCUCCGGAACGAAUUAAGUACUUAACCUGAGGUACCACUGUAUUUGAAAGCGCUGUGCACCACCACCCCAGGUGAAGGGCACAUUGAUUCCUAAACAAAGUAUGUGGUUGUUGCAGACAAGCAACCCAUUUUUUAAAAAAUGUGUAUUAGGGAACUAGAGGCCUGCAUCCAAAGAUUGGGCUGGUUAUUUCAGCCUUGCAACUAAGGCCCCAAAUAUUACUAGCCUGUUAAGGGGCUAGCAGCUUCUGUUUCCACGACGGCCACAGAGAAGGAGCCCUACCUCCUCUUGGCAUGCUGAGAGAGAGGGAAGAAUGCCUUCUACGAAGCAGAUUGUGCCAGCCUGCUACAUUUUCAGGAAGGCCAUGAAGGAAGGAACAAAGUAGACAGCAUCAAAAUGCCACAUAUCCUGUAGUGUGGGGCUCACGGAAGUUGCGAGUAAAAGGUGUGUGAGAGAGUAUUGCCAAUACAUUCUAAGCGCAUAUGCUAUUGAAGAGGCACUGCCACUUUUCACUGAAAAGUGCAGAGUGCUCUUGUUUCUCAAUGCCUAGUUGUAACUGGGAUCUUUACUGUAGAAGAUCAGGGUUAUGCUUCACCUAAGUAAUACUAAUUUUGUUUUGUUUUGUUUUGUUUUGUUUUUUUAAAAAAAGCUCUCGACAUUUUUUACAUGGCUACCCUACCAAUAAAGUUGGAUACUAAAA